This is a messenger RNA of Oncorhynchus keta (chum salmon), 5893 nucleotides long. It is a transcript of the gene usp47, whose product is annotated as ubiquitin specific peptidase 47. The transcript has 30 exons. The coding region runs from base 299 to 4504 and encodes 1401 amino acids. Gene Ontology annotation, molecular function: cysteine-type endopeptidase activity; cysteine-type deubiquitinase activity. Gene Ontology annotation, biological process: protein deubiquitination. The record is from RefSeq and is a predicted model, not a curated record. Lineage: Eukaryota; Metazoa; Chordata; Actinopteri; Salmoniformes; Salmonidae. Gene Ontology annotation, cellular component: nucleus; cytosol.
CUCUAAGUCCGUAGGUUAUCAGUAACAUCAGAGAUGUUUAAGGAUGUGACGAUGAUACCUUCUCUGGAAUCUCGGGAAACUGAAGGCUGUCCAUUUCCUCCUCAUUGAUAGCUGUGUGUUUGUGCUUAGGUGGUGUAACAGAAACGAUCCUAUAUCAGUUUCAUACAAGUUUUUAUUAGCUUCAGUUUAGUUGUACAGACCCUCGGGUUGAAAAAACACAUUAUGUUUUUGUUCACCGUCGUAAAGUUUUCCUGUUGACAUCGAGCUCGGGUAGAUGGCUGUAUAAAUUGUCACACAAAUGGAAAUGGUGCCCAGCGAAGAGAACCAGCUCGUACCGAAAGAGGGUAUGUUUUGGAGUUGCAGGCAGAGUAUUUUCAAUGAGAUGAAGAAGAGGUUUUCUCAGAUAGAGAAUGCGUCAGAGGAGCCCAGAGUGCUGUGUAUAGUCCAGGACACUACCAAUGCUAAGACGGUCAACGAGAGGCUCACCCUCAACCUGCCAGCCUCCACUACUCUCUCCAAACUCUUUGAGGAUGUGGCCCACAAGGCGAGCUAUGUGAACGGCACCUUUGACCUGGCAUGGGGCAAGACCGGGGACAUGGGGUCGCUGGAUCCCAGCAGUGAGACGUCCCUCACUGAGUCUGGGUUCGAGCCCGGGAAGAGGAACUUCCUCCAGCUCACAGACAAGGACGGAGAACAGCCUCAGAUUGCAUCGGAUGAGUCGGGGACAGCGGGCAGCAGUGGUCUGGAUGACAGCUCACAGGAGCGCUUCAUCGGCCCGCUGCCCAGAGAUGGCACGGUGGGCUGCAGCAGCGACUACAGCAGCCCCAGCUAUUCCUACUCCUCCAUCCUCAACAAGUCUGACACAGGAUAUGUGGGUUUGGUGAACCAGGCCAUGACCUGCUAUUUGAACAGCCUUCUACAAACUCUGUUUAUGACCCCGGAGUUCAGAAAUGCACUGUACAACUGGGAAUUUGAGGAGUCGGAGGAAGACCCGGUCACCAGCAUCCCUUACCAGCUACAGAGGCUGUUUUUGCUCCUGCAGACCAGUAAGAAGAGGGCCAUCGAGACCACCGACGUGACCCGCAGCUUCGGCUGGGACAGCAGCGAAGCCUGGCAGCAGCAUGACGUCCAGGAGCUGUGUAGGGUCAUGUUUGAUGCCCUGGAGCAGAAAUGGAAGCAGACAGAGCAGCAGCAGUUUUCUCCACUUACGGCUGACCUGAUUAACCAGCUGUACCAGGGGAAGCUGAAGGACUAUGUGCGCUGUCUGGAGUGUGGCUAUGAGAGCUGGAGGAUCGACACCUACCUGGACAUCCCUCUGGUCAUCAGACCCUUUGGGGCCAGCCAGGCUUAUGGCAGCGUGGAGGAGGCUCUACAGGCCUUCGUCCAGCCAGAGACUCUGGAUGGGGCCAACCAGUAUUUCUGUGAGCGGUGCAAGAAAAAAUGUGAUGCCCGUAAGGGGCUUAGGUUUCUGCACUUUCCCUACCUGUUGACUUUGCAGCUGAAGCGUUUUGACUUUGACUACACCACUAUGCACCGCAUCAAACUCAACGACCGCAUGUCCUUCCCUGAGGAGCUGGACAUGGGUCCUUUCAUUGACGUGGAGGAUGAGAAAUCUCCUCAAACGGAGAGCUGCACUGACAGCGGGGCAGAGAAUGAAGGCAGUUGCCACAGUGACCAGAUGAGCAACGACUUCUCGGCAGACGACGGUGUUGAUGAGGGCAUCUGCCUGGACAGCGCCAGCAGUACUGAGAGGGUCCUGAAGCCAAAGGUACCCAACCUCAACACUAGUUCAUUGACCUUUGAGCUGUUCUCGGUCAUGGUCCAUUCGGGCAGCGCUGCAGGUGGCCACUACUAUGCCUGCAUUAAGUCCUUCAGCGAUGGCCAGUGGUACAGUUUCAACGACCAGCACGUCAGCAAGAUCACCCAGGAAGACAUAAGGAAAACAUAUGGAGGGUCCUCGGGGAGCAGAGGCUAUUACUCCAGUGCCUUUGCCAGCUCUACAAAUGCGUAUAUGCUGAUUUAUAGGUUGAAAGACCCCUCAAGGAAUGCAAAGUAUCUGGAUUGUGAGGACUUCCCUGAGCACAUAAAGCAUCUGGUCCAGAGGGAGAAGGAGUCUGAGGAGCAGGAGAAAAGACAGAGGGAGAUCGAGCGCAAUACCUGCAAGAUCAAGCUGUUCUGCAUGCAUCCGGUGAAGAUGAUGGCUAUGAUGGAGAACAAGCUGGAAGUGCACAAGGACAAGACGCUCAGAGAGGCAACAGAGAUGGCCUACAAGCUCAUGGAACUGGAUGGGGUGGUCCCGCUGGACUGCUGUCGCCUGGUCAAGUACGAUGAGUUCCAUGAGUACCUGGAGCGUUCGUACGAGGGCGAGGACGACACCCCCAUGGGGCUGCUGCUGGGCGGGGUCAAGUCCUCCUACAUGUUUGACCUGCUGCUGGAGACCCGCAGAGCUGAACAAGUCUUCCAGCCAUACAAACCUGGAGAGGUGAUGGUGAAGGUUCACGUGGUGGAUCUGAAGACGGACACUAUCGCCCCUCCCGUCAGCAUCAGGGCCUAUCUAAACCAGUCAAUUACUGAGUUCAAGCAGCUCAUUGCACAGGCCACAGAGCUCUCAGCCGAAACCAUGCGUGUCGUCCUGGAGCGCUGCUAUAAUGACCUUCGGCUUCUCUACGUGCCCAACAAGACACUGAAAGCAGAGGGUUUCUUCAGGAGCAACAAGGUUUUUGUGGAAAGCUCUGAAUCCCCAGAUCACCAGGUCACCUUCACUGAUUCCCUCUUGUGGAAACUGCUGGAUCGCCAUGGGAACACAAUCCGCCUGUUUGUCUCGCUGCCUGUGCAAUCCCCCGGCACCAACCGAACUAUUUGCCAAAAAGUUGGUGGCGAAACUGAGGAGUGCUCUGAGGGGUCAAAGGGCAACAGGAAUUCCGUAGAGACCAUCCUGGAGGAGAGCACAGAGAAGCUGAAGAACCUGUCCCUCCAGCAGCAGCAGGGCUCCAGCACCAGUGACAGCCAGAAGAGCUCAGACACCAGUGACUUCGAGCACAUAGAGUCCCCCUCACCCUCUCAGGAACCAGACUCCUCCUCCGUAUCUGCUGUUGUUGCAGUCGACAACCGAGAGCUGGAGAACCGGAUCCGGGCGGCCAGCGGGGGGAGCGGCGGGGGGGCCUACUCUGACCCAGAAACCCAGUUCCCUGGGGAGGAGCGCUCAGACUCUGAGGUGAACAACGACCGCAGCACGAGCUCAGUGGACAGUGACAUCCUGAGCUCCAGCCACAGCAGUGACACGCUGUGCAACGCUGACAGCGGCCCCAUUCAGCUGGCCAACGGCCUGGACUCACACAGCAUCACCAGCAGCCGCCGCUCCAAGGCCAACGAGGGCAAGAAAGAGACGUGGGACACAGCCGAGGAGGACAGUGGCACGGACAGCGAGUAUGACGAGAACGGGAAGAGCAAGGCAGAAUCCUAUUACCUCUACUUCAGAGCAGAACCAUAUGCACAGGAGGACGGCUCUGGGGAAGGAGGCCAGAAAUGUGUACUGGUCCACGUGGAUAAGAGGAUAACUCUGUCAGCAUUCAAACAGAACCUGGAGCCUUUCGUGGGGGUCACCUCUACCCAGUUCAAAGUGUUCCGCAUCUACGCCAACAACCAGGAGUUUGAGAGUGUACGGCUCAACGAGACCCUCUCCUCCUUCUCUGACGACAACAAGAUAACCAUUCGAUUAGGCAGAGCACUGAAGAAGGGCGAGUAUCGGGUGAAAGUGUACCAGCUACUAGUGAAUGAUGCAGAGCCCUGUAAGUUCCUUGUGGACACAGUGUUUGCUAAGGGCAUGACUGUGAAACAGUCCAAAGAGGAGCUAAUGCCUCAGCUGAAAGACCAAUGCAAGCUGGACCUCAACAUCGACAAGUUCCGUCUCAGGAAGAAGACGUGGAAGAACCCAGGGACAGUGUUUCUGGACUACCACGUCUACGAGGAGGACAUCAACAUCUCCAGUAACUGGGAGGUCUUUCUGGAGGUUCUAGAUGGACCGGAGAAGAUGAAGUCCAUGUCCCAGCUGGCUGUGCUCACCCGCCGCUGGACCCCCGCCCAGAUGAAGCUGGAGCCCUUCCAGGAAGUGGUUCUGGAGAGCAGCAGUGUGGAGGAACUCAAGGAAAAGCUCAGUGAAAUAAGUGGUAUUCCUCUUGAAAACCUGGAGUUUGCCAAGGGGCGUGGAACAUUUCCUUGUGAUAUCUCGGUUUUGGAGAUCCAUCAGGAUCUGGACUGGAACCCUAAAGUGUCCACUCUGAAUGUGUGGCCUCUGUACAUCUGUGAUGAUGGUGCUGUGGUUUUCUACAGGGACAGCACAGAGGAGCCUAUGGAACAGUCGGAAGAUGAACGCAAUGAGCUGAUGAAGAAGGAGAGCAGCCGGCUGCUGAAGACUGGCCACCGGGUCAGUUACUCACCUCGUAAGGAGAAGGCCCUUAAGAUCUACCUGGAUGGGGGCCCGGUCAAGGACCCGGGGCAGGACUGAGGCCCGUCCCAGUUAGCUGGCUGGCCUGCCUGCCUGCCGCAGUGUAGCUUGGCCCGGCCAGGGGACCCUGUCUGGCGUGGGGCCCCACGUUGACUCGACGACGUCACCAGAGCAGUGCGUUUCACACGCCCUCUUUCAUCCUCCCAUCUGAGCUCUAGGGGAAAGAGUGGCUCAGAAAUCAUAUUGUGCACUAUAGUUUAUUGUACUGUGAAGUUUAAAGGGAAGUGCAAAAGCUAUUCAAUUAAAAAAAAAAAAUACCGACAAAUCAAUUUAAUGGAAAUGUUCCAGACAUGGGUGCACGAUCAGAGUAGAGAUGUGUAGCCAGAGGGAAAGAAAUGUCUUUCUGUUUCCUCUCUUCUCUGCGACACUUUAUUUCUCCUCAUCUCCCUCUAGCACUUGGUUUCUCGCUCUCCCCCUCUGUUAUGCAGACUAGCAAGAGACUACCUGACCCAUCUGUGAACAUGUACCUGGUUCAAAUUCUCCACAUUUGAAAUUUUACCAGGCUAGAGCGAUGCUCAUCCCACCCACCCACUUUAGAGACUGUGAGUAUAAAGCCAAGAGUAUCUACAACAACAAACUCACUUUCAGUUUUCUUCCAGUUUCUUUGUCUUCUUUAAUCCAAACUGCAGUUUAUCGUCUUUGGCAAAUUGAUACGUUCACACUCAACAUUUGAAUGACCUCUGUAUCUCUGAUUCUAUAAAGUGGUCAUUUUUAAAAUUUGCUGACGUUUAUGCUGUUUUCCCAGAAUGCCACAGUGUGCAUCACUGUGGAAACUCCUCUUACUGUUGCUCCACCCCCUUCUCUUUAUAGGAGCUCAGCCUCUGCCAUUUCCUCCUGAUUCACUGAUAUGUGUUAGUCUUCCAAUUACCAAGGAAAUGGCAACUAGACCACCAACUAGACUACGUUAAGGCACUCAUCAUUUUGUUCAAUGUAAAUUAUUUUGAUGUUAUUGUGAGCGACCUCUGGCACACAUUAAAAACAUUUUGUCUGUAUUUAACCUUAUGUUAAUUUAGAAACAUGUUUAUUUCCUCUGUCGUUUUUAUUUCUGCACGAUGUGAAUGGUGUGCGUGUCUGUCGAGGCCACGUGCAUGCUGAUUGCUUGAGGGGCGGGAGCCCUUAGUGGUUUUGGGAGAUGGUUGGGGGCAAUAUAUACCUGCUGCUGCUUCUCAUAGACUGAGACCAGAGGGCAUAGACCCUACUGGACCAGCUGACUGGGUCUCCACACUGCAGGGCCCAGCAGAGCUCCUCUGGGCUUCUAAUGCUGCCUGCCACAAGCUGUUCACAGUAGAAAUGCCAAUAAAAUAAUUUGUUUCUUCGUUUUGAGGAUUAAAUCUUGUGUGAACAUAGUUAAGGUGAUUUUAGAAUGAAAUUAAAAUGUUUUUUUCAUAA